AAAAUCUUGGCUUUUAUUAAAAGGGUAUCUCAAUUUCAUUUUUUCUCCUUUUGAUUGAAAAAUCUUUUAGCUUGCACUUGUAUUUUCUCUAAAGAGGGCUGUGACCAGCCACCCUCGUCUCUUCUGUGCACAGCAGACGAUAUUUUGAUAAUAUGAAACGUCUUACAUUGGUCCGAUUUCGUUCUACAAUCGUCUGAAAUUGGAAAAUAUUGUUUAAGAUUUCUUUCUUGUUAGAAUUGAGACGUUGCCUUGUUCACUACUGGUUCCAUUCGAGGAUAGAAUAUUCGCUUGUAUCGUCGAACACGUCCCAGAUUUGUGACGGGUUCCUUGAAGUUCUCUAAGUGCUAUUAUUCGUGCCUAAACUGAUAAAAAGACAUUUUGACAUAAAUUUCUCUGGGCUGAAGUCUCAAGUCUGCAAUGGUUUCGGCUUACGUCGUCAAGGAGAGUGUCCUGUCGAGAUAUACCCUUUGUGACAAUUGAUUAUACUGAGUGAAUUGCCAUGAAUAGUCAAAGCUUUACAUUAGCAGAGAGGUUAAUUCCCUCUACAUACCUCCAGCAAGCUGCAGCCUCCAAGAAAACACGAGAAAAUCUUAUUCGUCAACUUAUUGAACAGAGAAAAUGGCCAGAAGAAGGAUGGGACGAUCCUACAAUUGAGUUGUUGCUUGCAGACUUAGCCCAAAUGGAUAGCAACAAUUUUCCUGAUAAUUGUGGUAUUGGUGAAAGGGAAGCUAGAUUUGCAUCAUCACUUGUUGCUCGUCGACAUUAUCGGAUCGGGCAUGGUAUUGGAAGAUCUGGUGAUUUAGGAGAGGUUCAGCCCAAGGCUGCAGGAUCCAGUCUUAUGAUGAAACUUGUGAAUUCCCUUCUACUUGAUACCAUUCGAUACAUGGGUGUGAAGACCACUGCUGGGUGUUUCAUGGUACCUAUGGCUACAGGCAUGACAUUGGUUUUGUGUAUGUUGACUUUAAAGCAAGACCGCCCUGGUGCUAAAUUUGUUCUUUGGUCUCGAAUUGAUCAAAAAGCAUGUUUUAAAUGCAUUUUAACUGCAGGCCUUCAACCUAUUGUAAUAGAGACAGUAGCUUCUGGUGAUGAACUCAAAACCGAUUUAACAGCCAUGGAACACCAAAUGUGCACAAUAGGAUCUGACAAUAUUGUAUGUGUUUUGACAACGACUAGCUGCUUUGCUCCUCGUGUGUCUGAUUCCUUAGAGCAAGUUGCUGUCCUCUGUCAGAGGUUUAACAUUCCUCAUCUUAUUAAUAAUGCAUAUGGUCUUCAAAGUUCUCGUUGCAUGCAUUUAAUACAAGAAGCUGCAAGGAAAGGAAGAGUAGAUGCUUUUGUUCAGAGUACUGACAAAAACUUCAUGGUACCAGUGGGUGGAGCCAUAGUCUCCGGUUUUGACAAAGGGCUUCUUGAGCGUGUAGCUAGAAUUUAUCCAGGACGAGCGUCAUCGAGCCCGGCGAUUGACGUCUUCAUAACUCUGUUGUCUUUGGGAAUCAAUGGCUACAAAAGUUUAGUCACCCAACGAAAAGAAAUGUAUAAUUACUUACGGGAUGAACUUUCUAAAGUUGCCACAAAGCAUGGUGAAAGGCUACUAGAUACAAAGAACAACCCAAUUUCAAUGGGCAUGACUCUUAACUCAUUGGUUACAUCAGAUCCCAAGUCUGUGACAAUGUUGGGUUCAAUGUUGUUUCUGCGGUGUGUUUCUGGAACGAGGGUAGUGUCAACAGUCGACUAUAAGGAGGUUGCAGGGUACAAAUUUGAAGGUUGGGGUGCACACACAAGCAAGUACCCCGUGCCCUACCUGACGGCCGCUGCCGCCAUCGGCAUGCAGAAGUCGGAUGUGGACCAGUUCAUCAACCGGCUGGACAAGGUGAUGAACAAGCUCAAGGGCCGCAGCGCGCCCCAGACGCCCACGUCGGUGGAGGAGCUCGCCAUGGGCGGCCGCCGCUCCAAGCGCUCUAUGAACGGCGAGGUGAGCAGUAGCAGCGACCGGGAGCGGAGCGAACGGAGCGAGCGGGGCGAGAGGGAGCGGGAGCGGCGCUCCAACCGCGGUGGUGGCGGUGGCAGCCACGGGGGUAGCCACGGGGGUAGCCACGGGGGCAGCUCCCUGGACGGGGAGACGGGCAGCAGGAGCCGUGACGAGGUCCGCCCGACGGCAGGCCGCUCCAGCAGGGGGCCCGUGGGAGCCUCGCCCUCCCUCAACGGAGAGGUGAGUGUGAGUGGCAGUGGCAGCGGUGGCGACGUUCGCGCAGACAUAAACUCCCACAACAGCAGCAAUAGCACCUCACUUGCCAGCAGCAAGGACAGCCUGCGCAAGUAGUCACUCUCCUUAUUUCUAUGACUGAUGUGCUGUAUAGGGUGGGGUACAAUUUUGACCUUGCGGAUGAGGACAUUGUUAGUGAGCCAUGUCAUUUUACUUAAGUAGAUUAGUAGCCAUUUUACUUGAUAUCUCUUAUUGUAGGUGUACUGGUCAGAUCUAGUCAGAUAUUAUUGUUAUCACAAGGAAUACUUUGUGAAUGCCACAGGAUAUGAAAGUAUUCUUCCAGGUUUUGUUGUUGACACUAUUCAUGUUUCAGUUAAAAUACUUGAUUUAGAUGAUAUAGAAUGCUUUAAACAAUCACUAACACUGUUCAGUUGUUAAAAACACAUCAGAUGCCAGUUGGUGUCACAUAAUGAUGCAGUGUGUGUGCUUGUACUUUGCCCUGAGCAGUGAAACACUGUUUGAAGUAAUACCAUUUAUGGACAGUAUUAAAAGAGCACUCUCAAAGAAUUGGAUUGGAAACUUGCCAUUAAAGUUAUUGCCUUAAAAUUUAAUUGAUUAGAGCACAAAUGAUUGAGUCUUCACUCUUAGCCUUGUGGCACCAUAUAUUAUGCAUAAUCUCUUAGGAAUGUGAAUGAAAAAGAGGGUCAUUGGAAAAAAAUCUGUGCAAGUAGAAAAAGGACUACUAUUGCAACAGAGGGGGUGAGUAAAGGAUACAGUGUCAUAAAACAACUCCCAAUAUGGUAUACAAAAAAAAAAAUUUGGGCAAGUAGCAUUGGUUUGGUCUUGGUCUGGUUUACAUAUUUAUUUUAAAUUCUCAUUUUUGUGAUCUAGGAAUAUCUGUAUUGUUCCAGAUUUUAUUUUGUUCACCUACCUCUUUCACAUUGCAGCCCUUGAGCUUUACCUACACAUAAUUUGCAUUUAGUUUCAACUUCUCUUAUCUAGUUCCCACUUUGGUCUAAUUUCUCCUCUUUAUUGCUGUUGAAAUUUAAUUAAUGGUAUACUUUCUAAAACAUGAGUAAUAAAUAAAAUAGAAUUUGUUAGCUGUGGUAGCCAGAACAAGAUUAUGGCACAUCCCUCUGGUAGAACUCUUCAAAGUAAACAAAGGUAGAGUCAGGUGUAGCCCCAUUGUGUCCUGAUUGUACUAUACCUAUUCCUGGCACUGGUGCGUCUGUGUAAUUGGUUGCUCAAUUUAGGUUUGUAAUGAGUAAAUUUACUUUUAUUUAAUUGUUAAAUUUGAGUGCCAUUGUUUAUUAUUCAUGUUAAUAAUUAAUACAUAGGUGGUAAUUUACUAUUAGUUUCUGCAAAGCCACUUGCCUUCUUCAUGUGGAAGUGCUUUUUUUGUCUUUCAAUACUUAAAGUGCUAUGAAAAAAUUGCUUUUCAAAUGCCCUUAAAAAAUUAUUUCUAUAUCUUUGUUUACUUUGUUGUCAUGCUUUUUCCUUUUAUUUAGUCUUUAAGAUGAAAAUUCCACUUUUUUUCCUGUCCUGAUCCAAGCAAGAAGUUUAAUUUGAGCUCAAAGGGACCAUGAUGGAGUGUUCAAAUUAGUUGUUUAGAAGAUUUGUAUUUGAGGUGUAUAGUUCCAUUUCAUUGUGAUUGUCCUCUUGGAGUAAAUACCUCGUUUACUACGACGAGGAUAGAUUUUACAAUUGGUGUUUUUGUUAUUGAUGUAACAUUGAGCUCUAGCUUCAAGUACCAUACCAGUAUUGUUAAGGAUUACUGCUUCCUUUCCUUAUGUUUAUUUAUUUAUUUGUUUGUUUUCUAUUUAUUUACUCAUGGUAUUUUCAUUUUUGUAAAAGGAUCACUUUUAUUUGACUGGAGGGGGUUUAGCUCAGCAAUCAUUUUCAUUCUCUUUCAGCACAUUUCAUUUAACUGACCCUGCAUUUAUCUUGCCUGUCUGUUUGUGUUAUACAAACUCUCUAUUUCAUCGAAAGAUCUGAAUAUCUGCUUCUGUAGCGCUGCACGUGUCUGAUGCACUUAAACUUGUGAUGCUUUAACUUGGGUUUCUAUACCUUCCUUUUAGUAGAGGAUAAAUUGGCAAAUUGGUAAAUAAUCUUCAUACUGCUUGAUUCCUGAGAAAGUUUGGAUCUUGUGGACCAAGCACCUUGCUGGUAACUUAAAAUAUGUUUGAUUUUAGCAAAGCAUCAAAAACUGCUCGGAAUUUAAAAUUUUAAGUAAUUUACAUGUAUAACUCCAUGGAUUGGAUUAUCAUUUUACAAGAAUUUGACUUUUGCAUCAUCGAAACCAGACUGGAAUUUUAUUUUGUUUCAGACUCAGUUAUUUGUACUGAACUCAAUCAAGCAUCAUGAACUAUUUGUGUAUUUGUCUCUGUACAGCAAAAAUAUAUAUGUUGUGGACACUUCUGUUUUCUUUUAACAUGCUUUGCGCAGACCACUUAAGUUGCUUAUUUUAUAUCUCCAACAAUUUUAUGGAAGAGUUUUGUUAUCUUCCAGAAGUCUUAUCUUGAUGGUAUUCAGCUAUAUUGUUACAAUGUUUGUGCUAAUACCAAAUCAUAUUUUUGAUCUUUUUUAGCAUUAUUCAGCCUUUCUGCUGUGUCUUACUUAGUUUUUUGAUUGGUCAUGUUUUUGUUGGCAUAUCGGUCAGGUUUUGAACUGAGCUUUGCAGCACAUGGCCUCUUUGAUAGGGAACAUUUAUGUAAGACAUAUUCCAUCCAAUUAUGUCCAUCCAUAGGACACUUGCAUUGUAGGGAUCUCUUUACCUUAUUUUUCACUUGCAAUCUCUUUACUUCCAAAUGUAUUCCCUUCUAUCUGGCUUUAGAAUGAGAAUAAAACCAAGUAUUGGAAACUUAUGAAUACAGUAUUCAUAAAGUCCUAUUAAAAUUUAUAGAAUUUGUGCUCUUGCACAGUCACUUGAUGCUGCCUGCAAGUGCGCCAGUUUCUUUCUAUCUCUUUCCCCCUCUUUCUUAUCUUCCCCCUCCCUUCAUUUUUUAAACAAAUGUCUGUUUUUUUCAUCCCCACGACUUGACAUUUUGAUUUGUUGUACAUAUAUGUAGUGCAUCAGGCGAUGGCUUGGCAGCAUUAUGUUGUCAGCCGUGCAGAACAUUCCAUACAAUUGAUAUUAGUGGUAAGGAUGCAUAAAAAUAAUCUAGAAAAUGCCCAUGAAAUUAAUCUGUAUAGGCUCAGAGCUAAAAUAGAAGGAAUAAAAUGAACAGAAAUCAUUGACAAGAACUAGAAAUGAAUAUUGUCUCAUUUUCCAAAGAUCAACUAUUAUUGUGCAGUGAAUGCUUAAUAGAGACAAUAUGUUCUGAUAGUACUGUAUGUGCACUUACACUUGACUUUGGCUGCAAGGUAAUGUUUCUUUGCUUUCAUGUGCUGAGUUUCAUGAACUUUCUUUGCAUACCUGCAUACCUCUCCUCCUGAUCUAGCAUUGCACUUUCCGUCGGAUUAUUGUAUUAGGAAGCCAGAGAAGUCUGGUUUGUUAUGCCUUCCAUUAAAAGUUAAGUGGUUGUUUUUCAUUCUCCAAUCAUAUUAGGUUUUGAGAAGUUCAAAAUUUUGAAGCAAUCUAGUGUAGAGUGGUAAUUAACUUUUACUAUUGUCUAAUUAGGAGCUAGAACUUGUGAAUACAGUAUCAUGACUUACAAUUAGAAUUUUUCAUUUUGGUCUCGUAAAACUCGUAAAUUCUAAGAAAGACCGGUAAAACUGAUGUGUGUUUUUUCCCUUUUUUCUUUAUUUUUCUUUGUGAAUUUGUACACUGUAUGUGGCUUGGUGGUACUCAUUUAUGAGCUGAAAGCAAUUAAUGAAAGCACAAUUUUACUCAUACCAAAAUAAUUGCUUCUUUCCAUUUGACAUGGAAAAAUCUCUUUAAUUUCACAUUGCUCAUUCAUUGUUAUAAGGGGAACUGAAACUCCAAUCUACUGUACUUAACUUUUAAUUAUUUGUCUCCUCAGGACUAUUAUUCCUCAAAAUUGGCAGCAUUCGCUUGCUUCAAUAAAAAUUGUCUUUUCAAUAUUUAAGGUUCCUCCUUUAAGGCCUAUUUUGAAGAAAAUCAAAUCAAACACAAACUUACUGCUUUUUGAACUGAUGGAGGAGGUACCUUAAGAAAGAGAGUUGUAUAUUUUGCACAACUGAAGACAUCAUUUGAAGACUGAUUGGUUCAAAGGGGUAACAUGAUGUUUUAAUAUCUAGGAAUUCACUGAUGUGCUUUGCAGUUCAUUGCAGGUAAUCAGUAUGUGAUGAUUUAGUCCACAUUUUUGAAGUUACUGUACAAUCAUCUGUGCAAGUAUUAUGCGCAGGAAGGUACAUAUAGUUUUAAGGCAGUAUUCUAAUAAAUGUGUUUCUUUUGUCUUUUUUGUUAUUUUGCUGCUGUGGAUAUUUUGUUAGGCGUGUUAGAGUGUUAAAGAAUUUUAUCUGAUUUAUGUAUGUAUUUUUAAGAUUUUUGAUUGUUCUUUGCUUGUGUGCUUUAAGCGAUCAGGUUCUCAUUCUUUAACUAGUUUUAUCGGUAGUGGAACACUUGUUGAUAUCAUUUAUCACAUUCUGGUCUCCUAAAAUGUGCAUGAAGUUUACGGUUUUAGUUUCUUAAAUAACAGAGCACAUUCUUGGGUACGCAUCUCCAUUUUUAUUCCUACAGCUGCAACUGUUGUAGAAGUUAUCACACUGUUACUUGUGCAACAACAUCACCACCAAAAGAGGCUACUGUCUCAUUUUGUAAUUUCAACUUGCAAAUAGCAUGUUAAUUGUGUUAAGGUACAGCUAUGGUGCAUAGAAAAAAACCUUUAAAAAAAUCUGUUUUGUUGAAUUUAAACUACCUGUUAAAAAUCAAGGAGUUUUCUUGUCUGUCACUAAGCUCAAGGAAGUGAAGGUCAUGAAAGAUGAAUGUUGACUAGUCAUUUGUUUUUAUCAUUCAUCAUAUGAUUGAUCAUUUGCAUUUCACUUUUUGUGAUGACUUGAUUUCUCACAUUUUGUAAUAUCCUGUUUUCAUAACACAGUUAUCGAGCACUUAUUGUUCCGUAGAGUACUUCAAAUUUCUGUUCCUUUUUUGAUAUUGUAUUUGUUGUAGAUUGUUAAUUAAUUACUGGUUGACUUUAAAAAGUUAUUUAGGUUUUGCAUCAUGUGGAGGCAAGUUGAAACUCUUGGUUUUCAGUAAAGUGAAAGUCCCUCAGCUUAAUUAGUUGUUUAACAGGUUUAGUGCCAGGUCUCAAAGUACUGGAAGGUGGCUAUCCCCAUGUGACCAUGCAUGGGCUCAGUGUUGGCGUGGCACUAAAUGUGUUAAAAUGAGCUAGCAAUAUUUUGAAUGUAUUUUGGUGGUUUUAAUUCUGUGAAAGAAACUCACAUGAUCUAUUUAUAGUCAUGCGCCUGAUUGAAGUGAUAACAUUUUGAAGGGAAGUUUCCCUUAUUUCUAGUGCGAUGGGAGUACCCAUUUUUGGAUCAGUAUUGAGAUUUUCUAUGUUCAUUUUUAGUGUUUCUGGCAGUGCAAUACAACUGUCUCGCCGAGAAGAUUUUUGGAUUUUACAAAUAUAAGCUCUAAUCAUCAAUUAUGCCUGUUCUAGAGAGGCCAGUAGAUUAAUGCUUUUAUACCUGAAGGUAAUUAACACUACUGUAUCUUCACUACCAUGUAAAACCCAUGCACAAGGUCCUGGAGAAAUAAUUUUCUAGCUCUUGGAUAAUAAUUAACAUUUUAUUGACCAGCUCUUUGCAUGUUAGCAGCAAUCCCUUUAUUGGUUCUUCUACUUUCAUAUUCUGAUCUCUACAGGAAUUUCUUGUGACACCUCAUUAUAAUGUAUGCUUAUUAUUGCAUGAGCAAGCUACAAUACUUUUUUUAAAGUAGAAAUCACAGAAUUCCUUACAGUCACUUUAUGAAGAAGCUUAGCUAAAUUUACUCUAUGGAACAUGUCUACUGUCAUAUUGAAUUUAACUGUCACCAUCAUUGAUAUUGAUCUAUUCUGACAUCAUUGUUAAGCCACUUAGAAUGUAUUUUAUGUGCAAAAACUUGAUUGUAAAUAAAAUUUCCGCCCUGUAGUAAAAGUCAUAAUUAUUACGAGAA
Frankliniella occidentalis (western flower thrips) is the source of this 8255-nucleotide messenger RNA. Its product is annotated as O-phosphoseryl-tRNA(Sec) selenium transferase. NCBI's taxonomy places the organism in Eukaryota, Metazoa, Arthropoda, Insecta, Thysanoptera, Thripidae. The record is from RefSeq and is a predicted model, not a curated record. Bases 500 to 2317 code for a protein of 605 amino acids. Gene Ontology annotation, biological process: conversion of seryl-tRNAsec to selenocys-tRNAsec; selenocysteine incorporation. Gene Ontology annotation, molecular function: tRNA binding; O-phosphoseryl-tRNA(Sec) selenium transferase activity. The transcript has 11 exons.